Messenger RNA from Dryobates pubescens (Downy woodpecker), 1319 nucleotides. It is a transcript of the gene PHYHIP, whose product is annotated as phytanoyl-CoA 2-hydroxylase interacting protein. Gene Ontology annotation, cellular component: cytoplasm. The transcript is spliced from 5 exons. Bases 294 to 1286 code for a protein of 330 amino acids. Gene Ontology annotation, molecular function: protein binding. NCBI's taxonomy places the organism in Eukaryota, Metazoa, Chordata, Aves, Piciformes, Picidae. The record is from RefSeq and is a predicted model, not a curated record.
GGAGGCUGUUUUGCUAUUUCCCAGCUGACUGGGAGGAUCCCACUGAUCGCAGCAGCCGCAGGCAGCAGCUUCACCAUCGCUUGGGCAUCUUCUCGCCCUUCCCACCCUGCCCUGUCCAGCAACCCUCCCCCUCCCCCCUCCCCCGGUACCCUCCUGGUACCACUUCGGUACCACUCCCUUCCCCCCACCUCGGUAACCCCUCGGUACCCUUUCGGUACCCCGCGGGUACCCCACCGGCAUCCCAGCACCUCCCAGCGCAUCCAGGAGCUCCAAAGCUUUCCCCCCUGCCGGCCAUGGAGCUGCUCUCCACCCCCAAGAACAUCGAGAUCAACAACAUCACCUGCGACUCCUUCCGCAUCUCCUGGCACAUGGAGAAGGGAGACCUGGAGAGGGUCACUCACUACUUCAUUGACCUCAACAAGAAGGAGAACAAGAACUCCAACAAGUUCAAGCACCGGGAUGUCCCCACCAAGCUGGUGGCCAAGGCAGUGCCCCUGCCCAUGACAGUGAGGGGCCACUGGUUCCUGAGCCCCCGCACGGAGUACAGCGUGGCGGUGCAGACGGCGGUGAAGCAGAGCGACGGCGAGUACCUGGUGUCUGGCUGGAGCGAGACCGUGGAGUUCUGUACUGGGGAUUAUGCCAAGGAGCACCUGGCCCAGCUGCAGGAGAAGGCCGAGCUGAUCGCCGGCCGCAUGCUGCGCUUCUCCGUCUUCUACCGCAACCAGCACAAGGAAUACUUCCAGCACGUCAGGAUGCACUGCGGGAACGUGAUGAAGCCCUCCCUGAAGGACAACAGCGGCAGCCACGGCUCCCCCACCAGCGGCAUGCUGCACGGCAUCUUCUUCAGCUGCAACACCGAGUUCAACACCGGGCAACCCCCCCAGGACUCCCCCUACGGCCGGUACCGCUUCCAGAUCCCGGCCCAGCGCCUCUUCAACCCCAACACCAACCUCUACUUCGCGGACUUCUACUGCAUGUACACCGCCUACCACUACGUGGUCCUGGUCUUGGCCCCCAAGGGUUCUUCGGGAGAUCUUUUCUGCCGGGAACGUCUGCCCCAGCUGGACAUUUCCUCCAACCGGUUCCUGACGUGCAGCGUGGAGGAGGGGGAGCUGGUGUACCGCCAUGCCCAGGACAGCAUCCUGGAGGUCAUUUACACCGAGCCGGUGGACCUCAGCCUGGGCGUGCUGGGGGAGAUCAGUGGGCACCAGCUGAUGAGCCUCUCCACCGCCAACGCCAAAAAGGACCCCAGCUGCAAGACCUGCAACAUCAGCGUGGGGCGUUAAGGGGCUGGGCAGGGCGGGGCAGGGCAGGGCAGG